AUGGCGGCAUUACAAUUUAUCACUCUUUUCAUUUGUCUAUAUGUACAAGGUAUCUAUUCUCAGGAAAUCGUCAAUGGACAAAUUUAUACCCCCGGAAUCGCGAUAGUCGAUGCGCCGCAGCCUAAUACACCACUUGGAGGUGAUUUCCUACAGGUUGCAAUGGAUGUUUCCUCAGAUGGACAGCUUCAACUUCCGCCUUAUCCAAAGAAUGCCGUCUCUGAGAUUUAUAAUAUCACCAUGUUUCUCUCCAGCUAUGUUACGGGCAAAAACUUUACAAUCUCGAAUGGUACGGCGACAGCAGGAAAUGCAAGUUUAGGAGAGAUCAUGGCUCAAGAGCCAAGUAGCACAGUUAAACAUGUGAAUUGGGUUUGGCCUGAUUGUCUUGUUGGUGACGGAACCUCGGAUAAGAAUACUUCAAGGGGAGCAUAUAAUGUGCGUGUCCAGAAUAUCUAUUUCAACAUUCAAUAUUGA
Sclerotinia sclerotiorum 1980 UF-70 is the source of this 471-nucleotide messenger RNA. RefSeq lists its product as hypothetical. Bases 1 to 471 code for a protein of 156 amino acids. The transcript is spliced from 2 exons. The record is from RefSeq and is a predicted model, not a curated record. NCBI's taxonomy places the organism in Eukaryota, Fungi, Ascomycota, Leotiomycetes, Helotiales, Sclerotiniaceae.